AUGGCUGGAAUUGGUCUUGGUAUUUUCGUUGUUUUAUGUUUAAUAAUCAGCCAGGAUAAGUUGAUUGACAUGUUAUCAGACACAGAUUCCGAACCUGCAGUGAUAUUAUUGGAAAAAUGUUUGGGAAGUGGACCCGAUAAAUGUAAUGAUGUUUUGUUCACCGGUGGUCCUGAGGAGCCUUCCGCCAAUGUUGUCUUUUUUGGAGGUGAUGUUCAGACAGUGCCACAAAUCGGCCAUGAAUUGAACAAAUUCGGCGCGCUGGAACAACUGAAUGCCAUAUUACGAAGUGCAGUGACACGUGUGCGUUAUGUUCGACCUCGCUGCUUGGCGCAUCUUCAUGUUCCACUCUGUCUGGUCGGGUUUAGCAAAGGAUGCUCUGUUCUCAUGCAACUACUGUAUGAGUUAGCUCAUUGUGCUCAGUUCAGCAAAAGCUCCUCUCAGAAUCCCGCGUCAUCCAACCCGACUCGGUCCACACAAGAGUUAAUAUCCAAGCUGGAUUCCAUGUACUGGUUAGAUGGUGGCCAUUCCGGAAAGGAUGCACAAUGGCCCACUGAAACGACAAUACUAUCUCGUCUAGAUCCAUGUAGAUCUCCAAAGAUGUUUAUUCAUGGAACACCCUAUCAACUUAUGGAUUCUCGGCGACCUUGGAAAUCACGUGAUUAUAAUCGUUCUUUGGAACUCUUACGGCAGUAUGGUUUACCUCACAAACACGAGAUUUUGACCAGUGUCCUAAAUGAUUCCGUUUCCAAUGAGCCUACUUUAGAAUCGCACUUUGCAUUGUUGAAAUGUUUUCCAAUCGAGGGCGCAGAACGUUGA
Molecule: messenger RNA, 816 nt
Organism: Echinostoma caproni
Lineage: Eukaryota; Metazoa; Platyhelminthes; Trematoda; Plagiorchiida; Echinostomatidae
Source: the annotation of a GenBank genome assembly